AGCAGGAAGUUUCACCGGGAGGCUCUCGGUCGGAGGGAGCGUCUGUUUGUCAGUAUGACAGACAUCGACGAUUACCAUGAGCGGCUCCAGAGGGACGCCCAGUUCCUUUGCUCAGAUCCGAGGAUGGACAAUGAACUGGUUGACAGACUGGUGCUGCAGCUGAACAGGAUCUACCCCCAGAUACUCAGCGACAAGGAAGCCCACAGGUUCAGGGACCUGAGCGUGCCCACCAAGGUGAGGUUAGCUGAGCUGUUGACGUACCUGCGUGGGAAGGGCGAGGAGGCGUGUCAUGAAUUCUACAGAGGACUCCACAUCCUCGCUGAGAACGUCUACGCCAGCCUUCCAUCCAGAGUUAUACAAAGAGAAGUGGCCGAUCCAAAGUGGACCAACGCUGUGGCAAUCCACCCGCAGCGAUACGUGCUGAACAACAGAGGAUCGAUGUUCUUCCUGAGCUGUUUUAGUUUCGCGCUUGGUGUUGCAAUGCUCUACUAUUACGGAGAGGGUGAGACAUUGAGAGGCACCGCUCCGUUUCUUCACGGCUCUGCGGCGGGAUUUAGCAAAGGCGCUAAAGAUGUUUUCAUUUCCUACGCCGAGGUUGGAUAGCAGAAAAAAAUGAGGCCGUUAAGACGCUGAAGAAGCAGCCCUGUGAGAAGAGCGAGCCGUGAAAUUUGCCACUUUGCUGUGCCAAACUCAUUUACACAGAGCCAGGAGUCGCACGUAUUUGUAAGCAAUAACUGAUUAACUUUUCCAACAGCUGACGUCUCUUCACAUGAAAAAAGAAAAGAGUCAGAGUGAGUCUUUGCUGGAUUUAUUGUCGGUACAGAACAAUAAUAAUUCCGAUCAUAUUUUCGGAUAAAAUGAAGCGUGAUAUUAAGUGUAACUGAGUGUAACUGCACACCCACACAGCUGUUUUCAAUCACUCUGGCUGAUUAGACAUCUGCUCAGUCUGAAGCUUGGUGGGAAUUACAUCACGAAAACAAACUAUGUGCCGAUAGAGAGACGAAGUCCCGCCCUUUACGGGGUCCUCCGCCAUGGGACCUUAUUUUGGAGAAAUUAUUAACAAUAGUCGAAGGCGAGAGACAAAUAUCUUUUUUGAUCCUGUUUGAAUUGUGCCAUAAAUUACACAUAUGAUGUUAGUCAAUUUAAAAUAUAAUUUUGCACGUAAAAAAAGUCCUAUUUUGUCGUAAAACUGUUCGCUCUCUGAAGCUACGAUGCCUGUGUGUUUGGUACGAUGUACUCGCACCAACGACGGGUCUCGCUCGUUCUUUCGAUUCCUCGCUGACAAAAGGAGUCUCUGUAUAAAACACAUAUCGGGUAAGAUAACGUUACAUCUGUGCAUAGAACAUAGCUAAGUUAUCUAGCUGGCACGCCAAAGGAACGGCCAUGUUGGUGACGUACAUUGUGCGAGCCGAAAGAUGAUGUUCACGGAGCGGUUUCACGCAAAACUAAAUGUUGCUUUCUUGACUUGCAAAAUUAUCUUUUUAAUUUACAAAAGUCAUGUGUGAUUCAUGGCACAAUUGAAAUGAUACCAAAAAAUAUCUUCCCCUCUCGAUAUGAAUGAUAAGGGAUUACAUUGUCCCGCCUUAACAGACAACUAAACCAACAGAAUUGUGAAGGAGAUGUCAAUCAAGCGCAUGCUUGCACACACACAGGAGGUCUAAUUAGGCAUUUGACAGCGCUGUGCAUGUUUACACAUUCUGCAGCGCAGUUUCUCGUACACACAACACGUUUCCACCCGCUCACCCACUUUCAGUGCCUUCUAAUACUGUGAUAAAGAAACUGUUGAAGAAUACACUGAUUACACAAUGA
Messenger RNA from Anarrhichthys ocellatus (wolf-eel), 1809 nucleotides. Its product is annotated as caspase recruitment domain-containing protein 19-like. The record is from RefSeq and is a predicted model, not a curated record. Gene Ontology annotation, cellular component: mitochondrion. The transcript is spliced from 6 exons. The coding region runs from base 55 to 603 and encodes 182 amino acids. Lineage: Eukaryota; Metazoa; Chordata; Actinopteri; Perciformes; Anarhichadidae.